AUGGAUUGGACAUUGACCUUUGCGCACCCAAGAAAUGGAACAUGUCCAUUUGGCAAUGAUGCUCAUAAACAUCUAGAGGAAAGAUUUGAACUACUCCCAUGUGAGAAUGUUAAUAUAUACACCACAUGUUUAAAUGAUAGUUCCCCUUGUGUAGGUACACGUCCACUUAGCCAUUUAGCCCAGGAACCCGACAACUGCAGUAUGGCAGAAUAUGUAGGAGCUUUUAAUCUUACUAAAAUUAGAGGUUAUGGUGCAAAAGUCACAAUAUGUGCCGAUAAAAGAGAUAAUAUGAACUCAGGCCUCAAUCCUCUCACACAAACCUGCAAGUUACAAAUAGGAUUCUAUUGUGGAGAUGGGCGUGAUAGAAAAAGCUUGCCCUCAAAUUGGAAGGGUCAUUGUAUAGGGGACUACUUCAGUCCUCGAGGGGGUAUAUUCACUGGACCACCUUCAGGAAUAGUCCAAACUUGAUGGAGACGAACACGUACCACUCUGGAUAACCCUCUCAUGAUGAGGCCUAUGGGAUUUCGUAGUUUUGUAAGGUGGUUAAUUCCAUCCCUGGGAGUAAAUGAAUUAGAAAAAGCUAUUGUAAAUAUCUCAGCCAUGGUGGAAAUUAUUGGAAAUGCCACAGCCGAUGCUCUUUCGGCAUUGCAGGAAGAAAUUUCUUCCUUACACAAAGUAGUGCUUCAGAAUAGGAUGGGAUUAGAUAUGCUUUUAGCCAAAGAGGGAGGAUUAUGUACAGUCAUAAACCAAACUUGCUGUGCAUAUGUAAACAAACGAAAACAGAUUGAGACCGACCUGGAGAAGAUUUGGGAAAAGAAUAAAAUUUUGCAUGCAGUAGCCCAGGAUGAUACAUCCUGGGGAUUUACAGAUUGUAGAAAAUUGAAUUCCUGGUUGCCAAACCUAACAUGGCUGAAGCAGUUGUUUAUCACAAUAAUCGUGGUCAUAGUUUUGUCCAUGGUUCUUUGCAUGGUGAUCCGAUGUACCUUACGGUGUUUUAAGAGUACAGGAGAUUCCUACAGUGAAUGGAAAAAGAACCAACUAAGACAGAAACUUGAGUCUAACAAACAUCUUGAAGGGAUAUUAGAUAGGGAAACACUGUAUUAA
Messenger RNA from Cygnus atratus (black swan), 1104 nucleotides. Its product is annotated as endogenous retrovirus group V member 2 Env polyprotein-like. Lineage: Eukaryota; Metazoa; Chordata; Aves; Anseriformes; Anatidae. The record is from RefSeq and is a predicted model, not a curated record.